Molecule: messenger RNA, 258 nt
Organism: Alexandromys fortis (reed vole)
Lineage: Eukaryota; Metazoa; Chordata; Mammalia; Rodentia; Cricetidae
Gene: Spink6
Product: serine peptidase inhibitor Kazal type 6
Exons: 4
Coding region: 1-258 (85 amino acids)
Molecular function (GO): serine-type endopeptidase inhibitor activity; protein binding
Source: RefSeq, a predicted model, not a curated record
AUGGAUGUUGAUAUUAAAAAGGAAGAAGAGAGUGAGAAAAAUUACAAUGUUUGGAAUUUAUGCUGUUUUUCAGGUGCCUUUGGUCAAGGAGAAAAGAUUAAUUGUGGUGAGUUCCGUAACCCCAAUAUCUUCUGUACUCGGGAAUCUGACCCACUCUGUGGCUCUGAUGGUCUCACAUACGGAAAUAAAUGUGCCUUCUGCAAGGCAUUGGCGAAAAGUUCUGGGAAGAUCAACCUAAAGCACCGUGGGAAAUGCUGA